AGACGCCCGGAACUGGGGCCGCGGGCUCGCGCUCCUGGCUGGGGCCUGACCCCGGGUUAUCAUUCCUUGCCCCGCGAUGUCGCGCCGGAAGCCGGUUUCUGGCGGCGUGGCUGCCGCUGGCCCAGCCCCUGCAAGGCAAGCGGUUUUGAGCAGAUUCUUCCAGUCUUCGGGAAGCCUAAAAUCCACCUCCUCCCCGACGGGUGCAGCGGAGCCGAGCGAACCUGACUCUGACUCCGCAGCGCCUCCAGCGUCCACUUUCCAGACUCCGUUGCCGCCCCACGUGGUUGCAGAAAUUGACAGAAGUAAAAAGAGACCACUAGAGAACGAUGGGCCUGUUAUAAAGAAAGCAAAGAAAGUCCAAGAAAAGGAAGGACAAAGUGAUUCAGUAGUGUCUGGGAACCCUGAGUCAAGGAAAUGUCUGAGGACCAGGCUUGUUUUAAAGUCUCUGGAGAAACUGAAAGAAUUCUGCUGCGAUUCCGCCUUGCCUCAAAGUAAAGUCCAGAGGGAGCCCCUUCAGGAGAGAUUUGCAGUUCUGCCAAAAUGUACCGACUUUGACGAUAUCAGUCUUAUGCGUGCAAAGAAUGCACUUUCUUCCAAAGAGUCCAAAUCUCAAAUUGGUCAAAAGGACAAGACACUUUCUCAUCUCAGUCAUUUAGGAUCAUCACAUAGGAGUUAUGAAAACUUGCAGAAAAUUUCUGAUUCUAAACCACCUAACAAAAGGACCAAAAGCAUCUACACGCCGUUAGAAUUACAGUACAUAGAAAUGAAGCAGCAGCAGAAAGAUGCAAUCUUGUGUGUGGAAUGUGGAUAUAAGUAUAGAUUCUUUGGGGAAGAUGCAGAGAUCGCAUCCCGGGAGCUCAAUAUUUACUGCCAUUUAGAUCACAACUUUAUGACUGCAAGCAUUCCUACUCACAGACUGUUUGUUCAUGUCCGCCGCCUCGUGGCAAAGGGAUACAAGGUAGGAGUUGUGAAGCAAACAGAAACAGCAGCAUUAAAGGCCAUUGGAGACAACAAAAGUUCAGUCUUUUCCCGGAAAUUGACUGCUCUUUAUACAAAAUCUACACUUAUUGGAGAAGAUGUGAAUCCUUUAGUCCAGCUGGAUGAUGCCAUAAAUAUUGAUGAGAUGAUGACUGAUACUUCUACUAGCUAUCUUCUCUGCAUCUGUGAAGAUAAGGAAAACCUUAAGGACAAAAAAAGGGGGAACAUUUUCAUUGGAAUCGUGGGCGUGCAGCCUGCCACAGGUGAGGUUGUAUUCGAUAGUUUCCAGGACUCGGCUUCCCGCUCAGAGCUAGAAACUCGGCUGUUGUGCCUGCAGCCCGUGGAGCUGCUGCUUCCAUCACACUUGUCAGAGCAGACAGAGGCGCUCAUUCACAAAGCCACAGCUGUUACCGUGCGGGAUGACAGAAUUCGAGUAGAAAGGAUGGAUAACAUGUGUUUUGAAUACAGCCAUGCUUUCCAGGUGGUUACAGAGUUUUAUGCAAAAGAUAUAGUUGAUGUCAAAGGUUCUCAAAGUCUUUCUGACAUCAUUAAGUUGGAGAAGACUGUGAUUUGCUCUUUGGCUGCCAUAAUAAGAUACCUCAAAGAAUUUAACUUGGCAAAGGUGCUUUCCAAACCCAAGAAUUUUAAACAGUUGUCAAGUGAGAUGGAAUUUAUGACAAUUAAUGGAACAACGUUAAGGAAUCUUGAAAUCCUACAGAAUCAGACUGAUAUGAAAACCAAAGGAAGUUUAUUUUGGGUUUUAGACCAUACUAAAACUUCAUUUGGGAGACGGAAGUUAAAGAAGUGGGUGACUCAGCCGCUCCUUAAAUUAAGGGAAAUAAAUGCUCGGCUGGAUGCUGUAUCUGAAGUUCUCCAUUCCGAAUCCAGUGUGUUUGGUCAGAUAGAAAAUCAUCUACGUAAGUUGCCUGACGUAGAGAGAGGACUCUGUAGCAUUUAUCACAAAAAAUGUUCAACCAAAGAGUUCUUCUUGAUUGUCAAAGCCCUUUAUCACCUGAAGUCAGAAUUUCAAGCUUUAAUACCUGCUGUUAAUUCCCACGUUCAGUCAGACCUGCUCCAGACAUUUAUUUUAGAAAUUCCUGAACUCCUCAGUCCAGUGGAGCAUUACUUAAAGAUACUUAAUGAACAAGCUGCCAAAAUUGGGGAUAAAACUGAAUUAUUCAAAGACCUUUCUGAUUUCCCUUUAAUAAAAAAGAGGAAGGAUGAAAUUCAAGGAAUUACUGACGAGAUCCAAAUACAUUUGCAAGAAAUACGAAAAAUACUGAAAAACCCUUCUGUACAAUAUGUGACAGUAUCAGGACAGGAGUUUAUGAUUGAAAUAAAGAACUCUGCCGUAUCUUGCAUACCAACUGAUUGGAUUAAGGUUGGGAGCACAAAAGCUGUGAGCCGCUUCCACUCUCCUUUUAUUGUAGAAAAUUACAGACAUCUGAAUCAGCUCCGGGAGCAGCUAGUCCUUGACUGCAAUGCUGAAUGGCUUGAUUUUCUAGAGAAUUUCAGUGAACAUUAUCACUCCUUGUGUAAAGCAGUACAUCACCUAGCAACUGUUGACUGCAUUUUCUCCCUGGCCAAGGUUGCUAAGCAAGGAGAUUACUGCAGACCAACUCUGCAAGAAGAAAGGAAAAUCAUCAUAAAGAAUGGCCGGCACCCUGUGAUUGAUGUGUUGCUUGGAGAACAGGAUCAGUAUGUUCCCAACAGUACACAUUUAUCAGGGGACUCAGAGAGAGUAAUGAUAAUUACUGGACCAAACAUGGGUGGAAAGAGCUCCUACAUAAAACAAGUUGCACUGAUUACUAUCAUGGCUCAGAUUGGCUCCUAUGUUCCUGCAGAGGAAGCGACACUUGGAAUUGUGGAUGGCAUUUUCACGAGGAUGGGUGCUGCAGAUAAUAUAUAUAAAGGACAGAGUACAUUUAUGGAAGAGCUGACUGACACAGCAGAAAUAAUAAGAAAAGCAACCUCACAGUCCUUGGUUAUUAUGGAUGAAUUAGGAAGAGGGACGAGCACCCAUGAUGGAAUUGCCAUUGCUUAUGCUACACUUGAGCAUUUUAUUAGAGAUGUGAAAUCCUUAACCCUGUUUGUCACCCACUAUCCGCCAGUUUGUGAAUUAGAAAAAAAGUACUCACAACAGGUGGGGAAUUAUCACAUGGGAUUCAUGGUCAAUGAGGAUGAGAGCCAACAAGAUCCAGGCGAAGAAGCCCCUGAUUUUGUCACCUUUCUUUAUCAAAUAACCAGAGGAACUGCAGCAAGGAGUUAUGGACUAAAUGUGGCUAAACUAGCAGAUGUUCCUGGAGAAAUUUUAAAGAAAGCAGCUAGCAAGUCCAAAGAGCUGGAGGGAUUGGUAAAUAUGAAAAGGAAAAGGCUAAAGUGUUUUACAAAAUUAUGGACCAUAAAGGAUGGAAAAGACCUGCGAAAAUGGACAGACGAAUUUGAAAUGGAAGACAUGACAGACUUCUCUUCCUGAUUAAGAUGAAGACUACAUUUGAAACAGAAACUAGAGAAUUAAAAACACCACUGUACAAAACAACUGUCCAGCAACAGCCCUCGUGUGUGAGCAUAAAACAUGACCGUGGGACAUUCCUGUGGGAAACAGCUUUGGUGUAGAAAGUCUGUUUCGGGUCCCUGUCAUCCUGAUUUAAAAUAUAAACACUUUUGAAUAUUAAGACUUGUGUUAUGUAAUUAGAAAAUUUCGGGGGACGAUAAGCUUCACAUAAA
Molecule: messenger RNA, 3705 nt
Organism: Molossus molossus (Pallas's mastiff bat)
Lineage: Eukaryota; Metazoa; Chordata; Mammalia; Chiroptera; Molossidae
Gene: MSH3
Product: mutS homolog 3
Exons: 24
Coding region: 77-3454 (1125 amino acids)
Biological process (GO): mitotic recombination; mismatch repair; somatic recombination of immunoglobulin gene segments
Cellular component (GO): nucleus
Molecular function (GO): mismatched DNA binding; ATP-dependent DNA damage sensor activity; ATP binding
Source: RefSeq, a predicted model, not a curated record